UUUCUUAAUUGGAAACUUGAGGGCUCAUUUUUCUCAAAAGCCCGUUUCCUCAAAAAUCAAAACCUAUCCCCUCAAAAAUGGAGUCCCUUCUUCUUAUCUCUUCACCUGAUAUCGGAAAGUUGGUCAGCUCCUCUUUUCCUCCUCCUCAAUGUUAUCUUUCCAUUUCAGCAAAUGGGCGCUCUUCUUUAUUCCUAUACUUUUCCAACAAGAACCUUAGAACCGCUGUUGUUGCUUCAGCAUCAAAGAAGAAGAAGAAUAAAUCUGACUCCCAUAGCUUUGUUCCUAAACCUGAUGAAGCCACUGGUCCUUUUCCUGAAGCUGUGCUCCUUAGAGAGAGAAAGGUUCAAGAAGACGGGAGAUUUCUACCUGAGUUUGCAGAUGCUGUAGAGGAGGAACUGUUUGAGGCGCUAAAUCUGCAGUUGGAAAGUGAUCUGAAUGUGGAACAGAUGCGACACUAUGAAGUGGUGUAUCUGAUUCAUGAGGAUCGUGAAGACGAGGUUGAGAGUGUGAAUGCAAAAGUUCAAGAAUUUUUGAAAGAGAAGAAAGGGAAGCUGUGGAGAUUCAGUGACUGGGGUAUGCGUAGACUGGCAUACAAGAUUCAGAAAGCAUCAGGAGCUCAUUACAUUUUGAUGAAUUUCGAGCUGGGAGCCAAAUGGAUUAAUGAUUUCAAGAGUAUGCUUGACAAAGAUGAGAGAAUCAUUCGACAUCUUGUGAUUAAGCGGGACAAGGCAGAAACAGAGGAUUGUCCUCCUCCUCCAGAGUUCAAUACUGUGUGUGCUGGUACAGAUGAUAAAAAUGAAGAGGAUAUGGAUGAUUAUGAUGACUAUGAUGAAGACUAUUUGGAGGGUGAGUAUGACAUAGAUAUGGAAAUGAAUGAUGAUGAUACUGAUGGUGUUAUUCUUGUGGACGCUGACGACGAUAUAGAUGAUAGGAACAGUAGAAACAGUCGACAAAUUGAUACAAGAUAUGAAAAAGGAAAGUAAGUGUGUGAAAACUAGUAUUUAUUUUGCUCACUGUCCUGGAAUUCUGAUUACUUAUAAUUUUAUAUUAGAUAAUAGUUUCCCUGAUCUUGGUUCUUGGUUUGUACGAAACACCCACUUCCCUCUCUCUUUUUGUUAACCUGUCUAGCUAAAGGAAACUUUGAUGAUCUAUUCGAUAUACCAUGUUCAUAUGGUGGCUCAAUGUUCAAUGUAAAUCCAUGGUUCAAACAUAUCAUACCAAAUUGUACAAUUUAAACCUCACUAUAGUUCUAUUAUAUUUAUUCCAUGUACGAUUAAGACCUCAGUAUAAUUAUCAUAAGUUCUCCA
This is a messenger RNA of Capsicum annuum, 1307 nucleotides long. RefSeq names its product 30S ribosomal protein S6. NCBI's taxonomy places the organism in Eukaryota, Viridiplantae, Streptophyta, Magnoliopsida, Solanales, Solanaceae. Gene Ontology annotation, molecular function: small ribosomal subunit rRNA binding; structural constituent of ribosome. Gene Ontology annotation, biological process: translation. Gene Ontology annotation, cellular component: ribosome; cytosolic small ribosomal subunit. The transcript is spliced from 5 exons. The record is from RefSeq and is a predicted model, not a curated record. Bases 78 to 983 code for a protein of 301 amino acids.